CCCAGACACGCGGGCGCGCGCCUGACCAGACAGCGGCCUGAAUGCCUGGGAUGAGCGCGGGACGGCGGCAGUGGUGCGCGCGAGAGCUUGGCCGGGCCACGUAGCGGGGCUGAGGAGGACGCACCGGCGCAGGUACCUCCGCAGCCCAUAACGCACAUCAACACAUCCUGUUCCACAUUCGAAACAACAAAAAAAAGACCACUGGCACCUCUAAGUACACAUCCGCCAAUGUAGAGGGAGGGUGAGCGAGAAAAGUGCGCGUGCAAAACCCGAAUCUGUGCAACUCUGAUUGCACGAGCGCAAGAGAGGUCGCGCUUGACGGAGGUAAUGCUCUGUAAAUGGCUCUUCAAGCAUGACACCGGAGUCUCAUGUCUGGCAUUCAGCUUGUCUUUACCUGCUCUGCAAUUUGAAGACACUGGCACCCAGUAGACCACCAGUCAUCAGAGGAACUGGAUCUGGCUCUUGCUUACAUUUCAUAUAAUUACUGAGUAGGAAGCUGGCUUCAGAUGUUCAGCAUCAAAGACAAUCAGCCUUUGAUUUUGCAGUCAGAUUUUUUUUUAUAAGCAUAUGACAUUAAACUGGGAAGAUUUUGUAUGUCUUUCCAACAGCAUUCCCUACCUUGGACAGCAUGGAUGCUCUCUUUGAAUCAGGUUGACUCUCUCUCACCUCAUCCCCUCCUUCCUGUCUCCUUCACAGAGGGAAGGUGGGGGAUUGGUGUGGCAUCCCCUGCCUCUCCUUGUAGAAUACACUAGUCUAACAAGGCACCGUAGCAGUAAAUCUCCAUUAUUGUGACCAGUUUAACCCCUCUAUUCCCCCUCCCUCUUUAUGAAAUCCUGCCAGACCCUCAAGGAAGAGGUUUCCAUCCCGAGCCUUGGCGGGAUGUCACAGGAAGAAGCACGUAGGGCGCCACUGUCCCAGACCUAUUUUCACCCCCCUAACCCAGAUCUGGACCUGACGGGCAAGCUUUAUAAGAGGGAGGUUGGUGGCAAACCUUAUUCUGUGUUAGUGGACAAUAAAAUGGCAGCCAAGGCAUCCAUUGGGGAUCAGAAUAUUGGUCAGUUGCCCACACAACAUGCGGCACCACAGCAACAUCAGCAAUAUUUCAGAGAGGAAGGAGCAGGACAGGAGGUGGAGACGCAGGGGUCCCAGGCUGGCAACGAUGGCUCCUCUGAAGACACGGAGGACGACGAGGAAGAGGAGGUUGAGGAUGAGGACGUUGAGGAAGAGGGCUUCAAGCGCGAACAGAUCAUUGUUGAGGUUAACCUGAACAACCAGACUCUUCAUGUAUCCAAAGGUGAAAACAAAACCACACCAGAUGACUUGGUAAGACCUAUCAGUGAUGAUGAAGACGAUGAUGACGAAGAGGAGGAGGAGGAAGAAGAAGAAGAAGAAGAGGAGGAGGAGGAGGAAGAUAGCCCUGAGGAAGAGGAAGAAGAUGAUGACGAAGAUGAUAUUGAGAGACGCAAAACAAGGUCAAAGAGGGCCCGUCGUUGUGCCAGUAGCACAGCUGCUCCCAGCCAGCCACGCAGGAAAAGCCUCCGAACGUCUCUCAGGACUGCCACUGCUGGAAUGACAACCAGGGGGCGACGGAAGCACAUGGACCCGCCAAAGAGCAUCCGUAGAUCAGCCCGGUCAGCGCCAUCGUCUGCCGGUUCCAUGACCACAGCAGCGGGAGGCAAAGCAGAGGUGGAGGAAAGGGAGAUGUUGGCGUGUGAGAAGUGCCCUCGAGUGUUCAACACACGCUGGUACUUGGAGAAGCACAUGAAUGUGACACACAGGCGAAUGCAGAUUUGUGACAAGUGUGGCAAAAAGUUUGUCCUGGAGAGUGAGCUGGCCUUGCAUCAGCAGACUGACUGUGAGAAGAACAUCCAGUGUGUCUCCUGCAACAAGUCUUUUAAGAAGCUUUGGUCACUGCAUGAGCACAUCAAGAUUGUGCAUGGCUAUGCAGAAAAGAAAUUCUCAUGUGAAAUCUGUGAGAAGAAAUUCUACACAAUGGCUCAUGUGCGUAAGCAUAUGGUUGCUCAUACUAAGGACAUGCCAUUCACCUGUGAGACGUGUGGGAAGUCCUUUAAACGCAGCAUGUCUUUAAAAGUCCACUCACUACAGCAUUCUGGAGAGAAGCCCUUCCGUUGUGAGAACUGUGACGAGCGGUUCCAGUACAAGUACCAACUGCGCUCCCACAUGAGCAUUCACAUCGGACACAAGCAGUUCAUGUGCCAGUGGUGUGGCAAAGACUUCAACAUGAAACAGUAUUUUGACGAGCACAUGAAAACACACACAGGAGAGAAGCCUUUCAUUUGUGAGAUCUGUGGAAAGAGCUUCACCAGUCGACCCAACAUGAAGCGCCACCGCCGCACUCACACAGGAGAGAAGCCCUAUCCCUGCGAGGUGUGCGGCCAGCGCUUCCGCUUCUCCAAUAUGCUUAAAGCGCACAAAGAGAAGUGUUUCCGGGUCACCAGCCCUGUGGUCCUGCAGACCAGCGGCCCACCUGUGCCUGUCCGCAUUUUUACCAACACCUACUCCUCUUCCUCUUCCUCUUCCUCGUCCUCUGGACCCGGACCCUCAGCUGCCAACCCAGCCAACACCUCUGCUCCCCUGGGCCUCAGUCCAACAGGGGGGCCCAUGCCUCCUCGAGGCCCGGUAGGACACACAUUCUCCCAUGUGCAGCUCCACUCGAGCCCUCCGCACCAUCACCCCCACCCCCACCCCGCAACAACCGAACAACAUCUCUCAAACACACCCCAACAUGCCUCACCGCACCAUCAUCACCUGCCUGUGCCCCCAGUCUCCCACCUUCCCCCGCCUCCUGCCCUUUUCAAGAGUGAGCCCCUCAACCACUGUGGGCAUGAAGACAGCAGCUAUCUGCACCACAUGGCCCACUCUGACAAGGGUCCUGGAGCCCCACAGCACCACUGAACUGCACCUUGUUCUUGUUCAUAGUCCUGCCUCAGUUGCAAGACCUGUAAUACAAGGAUAUUCCUCUCAAAACAGGUUCCAAUAAGUGAAGCUAAAACACAUUAGCAUAGGUGUGAAAGGUUUAGACUGAUGCAGCCUUAGUUCACACAUUAUUUAAGUAAGACCCUUACUUCAGAACCCUGAUCAACUGACACAGACUUUACCACCUGUUUUUUCCUCCAGUGUUCUCAGAGGAAGUCUACACAAAACCAUUUCUUUGUGAGCUCUCUGUCUAUACUUUGAGUAUCAAGUAUCUCCUUGUCAUCAUAAGCUGCUGAUGGAGGUCACUGUAUGUAUUACCUGGGUUUCAUGGAUCAUCAAGAUCAAGUGUCAUUGAACUUUGAUCUUUAAGUCAAGUUGACUUAAGUUUGCACACAGGCUUUCUGUGCAGAUUCUACCACAGCAAUACUCAACCUGUUCCACAACUUGUUCUGCGGACCUUCAGGCAUCAGAUAUUCAGUGAAUGUUGUAACUGGUUUUAACUGAACCUCUGGCUGCUUUCAGACAAAAACUGAGCUCCAGAGAUUCUCCAGAAAUUGUGCAGAGCAGCUGUAUGUGUGUGUAAAGGCAAAUGUCCGGCGCACAUGUCAACCCGGAGAUUCUCCUUCCAGCUCCUGUGUAUAAUCUUUGGUUAAUAUCUGAAUGAGCUCAUGUGAAAACACAGCAGGAGGAACUCAGGAGAAUCCACACGAGGGAAUAGGUGAUUAUCUGCAUGCUCAAGCCAGGUGUAACACCUGCGUUUGGAUCCUCCUUUGAUCCUCCUGCUGCUGUGAAUGCCUCUCACCAGACAAUGUCGUGCUGUGUUCAUCAUACGUGAACGCCAUACCCUGGAGAAAGUUCUGACCCAAAUCUUUGGACAUUAUCUGGAGUUCCUGUCUGAAAACAACUGUUCUCUGGCCAAGGCUGAGACUUUCUGUGUGGGGUCAACAGAAGUAGUGCAAGAUGCAGUGCCAUAGGUUACAGUGAUGGGGGCGGAGGGGAGGGGAGGUUUGUUUGAAACGGACAUUAAAAUGUUUUGUAAAUGGUUACGUUGAAUCCAGACAUAGUCUACGAUUCACAUCAUGGCUAAAUGGUGCUUUCCAUUCCAGUACGUAAAAAUAUUUCUUAACUUUGCUUUUCCAUUUGAUUUUCAGAAGUGUGAUUUUACACAUUAACAAUGUAUUGUGUCAUAUACAUCAUGUCUUGCCAGGUUUCUUUUUUACAUUGGAUCUGAGGUUUUGACUAUGAUAUUUUGUGAACAAGAAAGUCAUUUUAUGCAGGACAUGCCCUCGGCACACACACACACACGCACACGCACACGCAGCCUCACACUUAACUCAAGCACACCCUAAAGACAGAGACCGUAUGGUCACUGAUUUACUUACUGUGAUCAGUGCAACCUCAGUUUCAGUGCUGUUGGUCAACAGAUGCUUUUAGAUAACAGGUGACUGUCAAGUACUGCCACUGUGAGGGGCCAAGACACACGGCCCCAUCAGGACUUAACCCCACCUCCCUUCGCUGCUGACAAAAUGAUACGGGUUACCAUGUUAAAGGUCAUGUGACACAUACACACAGUAUACACACACACACCAGGGACCUUUUUUUUCAACGCAGGUCUUAACAGACAAUUAUGCAUAUUCCUCUCAGCCUAUAUUCCAUGGUUUGGUGUGAGGCAUUUUAAUAUUAACAGUUUGUAUUGACUUUCAUCAUACUGACAUGCCUGUCAUUGCCACGCAGGCAAAACCUGUUCAAACCUCUGGAAUGUUGCCUACGCAAAAUGAUGGCCGACAAGUCAUUUUUUUGUGUCGUUUUUAUGUUCUCUGAUGAUUUGCUCACUUUUAAGCUAACAAAUUGUUCCGUAGUGUAGAUAUAUAUACUGUUUUAGCACACAAUAGGAAAUGUCAGGAUAAUGGGCAGUCGUCAUGCAGUUCUGAACACUUGGAAGUCUUUGUAUAGAUAUAAAAACAUGUGUGUGAACAAGUCGGCGCAAAGAAUUUACAUGUGUUAAUGUAACAGCCGACGACGUGAAUGUUAUUUGUUUUUAAAGAAGCAGAAAUCUUGGGCAUGAAUUUAGGUCGCUUGGUUGCUACUCUGUCACCAUUCGGACAGUGUGUUGAGUGUGUGCGUGCGUGUGUGUGUGUGUGUGCGUGCGUGCGUGUGUGUGUAUUCCUGAAUGCAUGUUAGUCUCUACCAGUCUGUUUUUGUCUGGUCGUUCCUAGUGCUCUUGUACCAAAAGCUGCUUUUACAGUGUGCCCCAAUAUGUGUAUUUUGGGGGAUACAUGACAUAGACAAUAGCAGUAAAUUUAAGAUCCUUCCACCACUCUAUAAAGGUGUUCAGUCUCAAGUGGUUAAGCUCAGUAGGAAAGGGUGUCCCCCUUCGUUGAGACCUGCAAUUAUCCUGCCAUUUCUCUGGGUCUUAAUACGGCUUCUCAUGCUGUCCCUUUAGUUUCACUGCAGUGCUUCAGCGUGUUGCAGUAUGAAUCUUUGUCCUUUUUUGUUGAGCCUUUUCAUUUGUGUGUAUUCUCUGCACUUUACUGCUGCGUGGGUGAGGCGCAGGGAAGGGAGGGACUGACAAUGCAUUGUGGAGCAGAGUGCAGUUGUGGCUGCAAGGGAAAGGGUGGAGGUGAUUACUUUGAGUGGAUGUUUUUAGGCAAGGAAAGGAGGAGAAUCCAUGGCGGAGGCAGCUUCUGUGGAAGGGACCAUAGCAGUAAAGUCAGGACAUUGCCUUUUUUUGUAAGAGGCUUAAAUUGAAUUUUCUAUUUUGUAGGAAAAGAAAUUCCUCUAAUAUGGACCUUCCCUCAAAGUGAAAGCAAUGUUCCUCCUGCUUUGGCUACUUCACACGAGCACUUCUAAGUAUAGUUCAUCUGAAACACAUUCUUCUUGUGUUUAGUUUCAUGGAGUCUCGACGUAUUUCAUUUUGCAUUUCAGUUUGAUUCUACUCCUCCUUUCUUUGUUAUAUAGAAUGCACUUUCUACUAAAAUUCUUGGCUAGUUAAGAUAAAAUAACAUUGUAUAUUCUUUAAAGAUGUUUUAAAAAAAAAUCAAUAUACUUUUUUCCCCUUUGUAUUUUUAACCACUUAAUGUAGCAUUGCGUAUUUUAUUAUUGUAUCUGGUACAAAAUGUGCAGCUUUAUAAUGUCCUGGUUUGUCUUUUUUUGUAUGUUACCUGGAGAAUUGAGAAGUGGGGGGAAAAGUUGGGCCUUUUUUGAUAAUAUACAUUUAACUGACUGCUAACUUUGAGAAGUAAAGACAAGUAGCCAUGAUUA
Molecule: messenger RNA, 6198 nt
Organism: Solea senegalensis (Senegalese sole)
Lineage: Eukaryota; Metazoa; Chordata; Actinopteri; Pleuronectiformes; Soleidae
Gene: znf652
Product: zinc finger protein 652
Exons: 6
Coding region: 826-2916 (696 amino acids)
Biological process (GO): regulation of transcription by RNA polymerase II
Cellular component (GO): nucleus
Molecular function (GO): RNA polymerase II cis-regulatory region sequence-specific DNA binding; DNA-binding transcription activator activity, RNA polymerase II-specific
Source: RefSeq, a predicted model, not a curated record